CCAGCAGGGAUUAUCUGUUGCUUUUGAUUUAGCCACCCACCGUGGUUAUGAUUCAGACAAUCCACGAGUUCGAGGAGACGUCGGAAUGGCUGGAGUUGCCAUUGAUACAGUGGAAGACACCAAAAUCCUUUUUGAUGGAAUUCCUCUAGAGAAAAUGUCGGUUUCUAUGACAAUGAACGGGGCAGUCAUUCCCGUGUUGGCAACGUUCAUUGUCACUGGAGAAGAACAGGGAGUGCCUCAGGCCAAGCUGACAGGGACAAUCCAAAAUGACAUCUUGAAGGAGUUCAUGGUCCGAAAUACUUACAUUUUCCCCCCAGAACCAUCCAUGCGGAUUAUUGCUGACAUCUUCCAGUACACUUCAAAGUAUAUGCCAAAAUUCAAUUCCAUUUCAAUCAGCGGAUACCAUAUGCAAGAGGCAGGAGCCGACACCAUCCUCGAAUUAGCUUAUACUAUAGCAGAUGGCUUGGAGUACUGCAGAACUGGACUUAAAGCUGGCCUUACCAUUGAUGAAUUUGCACCAAGGUGAGC
This is a messenger RNA of Calidris pugnax (ruff), 528 nucleotides long. RefSeq names its product methylmalonyl-CoA mutase, mitochondrial-like. The record is from RefSeq and is a predicted model, not a curated record. Bases 86 to 526 code for a protein of 146 amino acids. Lineage: Eukaryota; Metazoa; Chordata; Aves; Charadriiformes; Scolopacidae. Gene Ontology annotation, cellular component: mitochondrion. Gene Ontology annotation, molecular function: methylmalonyl-CoA mutase activity; cobalamin binding. The transcript has 2 exons.